CCGGCGCGCGGCGCCGCCGGGCCGGGCUCGGGCCACGUGCACCGCGGCAUCGGGCCCGGGGCGGCCCUGCGCUCCGUGUGACCGGACAGGAGGCUGUAACCGCUGGGCCGGGCAGCGGCCGCCCGCCAUGCCUCCCGGGCUGCCGUGAGGGCAACGCGCAGCAACAUGGGGCCGGAUCCGGGCUGGGCCGUGCUGGUGCUGCUCUUCGCCGCUUCGCUGCUCACCGUCGCGGCCUGGCUGCUCCAGUACUGGCGGUCGGCGGCUCUGCGAUCGUCGCGGCGGCGGGUGCCGGUGACGGAGGAGGCCGGGGCCCGGGCGCUGCUCGCCGCGCUGCUCUCUCUCCGGUCCCUGCGGGAGCAGUGGCAGCGGGCCUGGGUGCGAGCCCUCAACGGCCAGGCGCGCCGGCACGGGAGUUCAGUCCAGAUCACAUUUGAAGAGGGUCCUCAGUUGCCACCAGCAGCAAAUAUAAGUGGUGUGACGUGCAAGGGCCAGUCGGGCCACAGCAUGGUGCUGUGUUGUCAUCUGUCAGCUGAAGCUGUGAAAUUCCCUGUCUCUGUAACCCAGCAGUCUGCAGUUGCUGUUUCUGUGGACACGUAUCAUGUCACUUUGGCUCUGCUGCAGGCUGAGGUGGAGAUCCACUUGGAGGAGAUACAGAAUCAGGGACUCCUGGUGUCGUGGACAUUCAAGGACAGACCAGACUUGGAUCUAACAGUUCUUCCAAGACUUCAGCCUUAUGAGAACGAAGGGAAAGCGGAUCUGUCUACCAUAAAGGAUCUAAUUGAGGAUACUAUUGUCAGCACACAGCCAGCCAUGAUGGUGAAUCUGAAGGCUUGCACAGCAGCAACUGGCGCAGUAUCCAGCAGUAAGGUGACCCAAGAGUCUCCAUGCAGUGCAGUAGAAGCCCCUCUGGGUCCAAAGCUGUUGCUCCGGAAUCUACGUGUGCUGAACUUAUGCUCACAGAGGAAUGGAGGAGUUGGGGAGAUAUGCUGUGUUGCAGAGCUAGACAGUCCCCCUCAGCAGAAACGGACAAGGCCAGUGAGAGCUGAUAGUGCAGGCACUGCUGCAGAGAUGGAGUGGAAUGAAGAGCUUCUUCUCGAGUUAGGACCCAGAAGUAAGGAGCUGAAGCUACAGGUGCUAGGGAACAGUGGCAAAGGGGAAGGUGUGUUGCUGGCACAUACUACUCUUUUGCUUGAUUCUUUGGGCAAACAGCCCUCUGGGAGACAGGUCUGCUCGCUGGCCUCAGGAGCUGGGCAGCCGCUGGCAGCUGAAGCUACCAUUGUAUUGGAGCUUUUAUACCAGGAUUCUUCCGCAUCUCUGAAUGCUCAGCAUGCCACAUCUCUGCAUACCAGCAUCACCCCCACCAAGAAGGUGGAGAUGGACCGGACCAUCAUGCCCGAUGGCACCAUUGUGACUACUGUCACGACAAUUCAGUCCCGACCCAAGGUGGACUGUAAGCUGGAUUCACCUUCAAGGUCACCAUCCAAGGUGGAAGUGACAGAAAAGAAGACAACAUUGCUUUUGGAAAGCAGCUGCCCUCACAAUACCAUGCCCAGCAGCAGCCGGGACAGCCAGAUGAUGCCCAAUGGCUUGGAUCCAGUGGCUGAGACUGCAAUCAGGCAGCUAACUGAGACAAAUAAGUCUGCCAAGAAGACCCCAACAAAACGUAGCACGCUGAUCAUCUCAGGAGUUUCCAAGGUACCUCUUGCUCAAGAUGAAAUGGCACUUUCUCUGGGUUAUGCUGCAUCCAUGGAGGCCACGGGAUAUGGGGAUACUGUGGCAGUGUGUGCAUCUGACCAGGUGCAUGAUUCCACUGAAUCAUCACAGCUGCUGGAAGCGUCACCAUCAGAACAAAGAGCCAGUCAGGAGCUGGAUGAGACGACGCGAUCUGACAUCUCUGAGAGACCAUCUGUGGAAGAUGUCGAGUCUGAAACUGGCUCCACGGGAGCCCUCGAGACGAGGAGCUUGAAAGAUCACAAAGUUAGCUUUCUUCGGAGUGGUACCAAACUCAUCUUCCGGAGAAAGAGCAAGCAGAAGGAAGCUGGUCUCAGCCAGUCACACGAUGACUUGUCCAAUGUCAUCACUAGUUCUGCCACCAAGAAGAAAGCUGGCAGCUUCUCCCACCGCCUCAUCAAACGCUUCUCCUUCAAGUCUAAAUCCAAACCUAAGACUAGCGACAACACAACAACAGGUGAGAACUGAAUGAAGGAGAAACCAGCUGGAAGGAUUCAACAGAAAUUGCCUUCUAUUCUCUCGUCUUUCCACUCCACUGGUACCUGUGACCUGCAGUCCAGUUCCUUGCAUCCUUGGCUGAAGGAAGACACCCUGGUACUUGAUGCUGUUUGGCAGCAGAGGUCGUGAACCCAGGGCUGAGGCUGCUUAACUGCCUUUGCUCAGCCUUCUCUGACUGUUAGGCUCUCUCAAAAAAAACUGGCUGAUAUACUAAUCCCCACUGGGGACCCAGGAGCUUCAGCAGUGACUCUGUCUUUGCAGCUGUCCAGCUUCUCCAGGUGUUUCCUCGAAAGGGGGGGGGAUCUUUCAAGUGACAGCCUCACUUAAAAAAGUGAGAAACUGCUAAGGUAUCUGUAUUUGUCAAGAGCUAUGGGUUGUAACCUUCCUGAAUUUUGAUAGAGAGAAUGGUGUGGUCAUGAGCCAUUCACCUGUUGCUCUUGCUUGGUGCAGAGGCUUGUUGCCUGACUGAGAUGUGUGCUGCAUUGUGGGAUGGUGCGUUCCUGGCCCAAGUACUGUGAGCAGAAUGAGAUGCUGUUCCCCUAUUGGAAUGGCUUCCGGUUCAGAAGGUGCUGAGGAAGCCUGCUUUCUGUGCUCUACUGAUGAAGAAAGGUGUCCCUAAGAAGGAGGAAGUCUUAAGCAUUAGGCAAGUUUUCUGUAGAAGAUGGAGUCCUUGCAAGGUUUGGUUGCUGCUUUUGGUGCUGCUGCCUCCAGUAUUCGUGUUCUGGAGCAGGGAAGAGACCUUGCUGCAUGCAUGUACCAGCUGUCUUCUGUACAAGUGGAACCCUUGUACGUAACUGGGGCUUCCGCAGAGUUCUGCUGGAGGACGGCAGAGGCCGUCAUCUGGUCUUGCACUGUGCAUGGCCUCGCUCUCUUAUGGGUCUUGGCACUAAUGACCAAUAAUGUACUGGAGUAGGACAAGUGAGAAACGUGGCAAUACCAGCAAAAGAGCAGCAUGAUAUGAAACCUCGAGCUGUGUGGCAUCUCAAGUGAGGAGCUGACGCAUUUUCACAGAGAAAAGUAUAGAAAGAGCCUUUUUUGAUGGUGUUUGAUAUUCUGCUUCUUAACAAUAUCAUUCUCUGUGUUUAAAAUAGGGGCAUUUUUGCAGUGGGUGUUUCUUGAGGGAGAGCCGCUUGGGGGAAGAUGAACUGCUUGCACAAGAGUAAACACUGCCCUUCUCAAUGAAUGUUCUUCCAGUUUGGUGAGGUGCAUGCAUUAGGAAUAUUCCCAGAGGCCCAGUCUGGAUGAGUGUUACUGAGGAAAAGAUGUACCCUGUCAGAGUAGGUGGUUUGAACACGGAAGCUCUUUCUGUUUUGUGGGUUGUGGAGUUGAGGAAAUUGAGCAAAAGGGAGGAGAAAGCCUCAGAAAAUAGAUCACUUAGGCCAGACUGAGUUCUCUUGCUCAACAUUUCUGUUCAAGUGUAUCUUGAGAUGGGCUGUUGGUAUAUUUCAUUUACCUCAUUCAUUGUUUUUGAUCUGCUGGUUCCUCUCAAGGUUGAAUGGACCUUAUAAUUUGACUGUUCUAGCUGGCUGAGCAGGAAACUCUUCUCUGUUUUUCAAGGUCUGGAAUUUUUUUUUGCCAUUCCCCAGCUCUUUUGUGUCUUGUCUCCUUUUUUCUUGCUUUCCUUACAUGUCAGCACAGUACUGUGGCUGGGCCCACGGGGCUUUCUGUGCAACUUGAUGCAAUGCAGAUGUCACAGAGCUUGCUAUUCAGUGAGAAUAAUGAAAAUCAAUUUAUUUGAUUCACCACUUUGGGAGGUUGGCUGUCUGCAGCUAAGCCCUAGUAACCUCUGGUUUGGUGUAGGCUUCCUUCUCUGGGUCAGUGAUGUAUCACACGUUUGGUUCUGGUUUUGGUUUUUAUUCUCUCUUGCAAAGUCCCUCUGUCAUUAACGUUACUCAUAUUUUUCUUUGUUUUCCCAGGUAAGUUUGAGGGUUUUUUGAAUGAAAUGUGCUGGUUGUGCCUUGGCAGCAGAACCUCUCUAGUGGGAUCACUUGAAGCUUUGUGUUUCAGAUGGCUUUGAACUGAAGGGUUGAUGGCUCUUCCUACAGAUUUACAGUUGGACCUUCUAUAAGUCUUAUUUAAUAUUGAUGCAUUCUUUAACACUAUUAGCAGCGGGAGCUAUCUUGGCAUGGGGCAGCUUGUGGCAAGUGCCCAGGGCUCCCAGCAGCGCUUCUGGAAUGUUAAUGAAAGAACAGCUAUGAGAGAUAGUGAGCAUUGCCCUUGGUGGCAAGUUGGAUCACUCUGCAAAAUGCCAACAAGGUUUGCGUCUGUUAAACACUUAUGUCAUCUUAAACAGGAACAGUUUGUUCAGCCUCAGAGGAAGGAUGCAAUAGAAGAGCUGGAAGUAAAGCACAAACUGGAGUUCCUCACUGGCCUCAGGGAACCAAGGAGGUUUUUCUAGCUGUGUUAAAUAGGUUAUUUCUAGAAUACGGCUGUGCAUCAUAAUGAAUUUGUUCCUGCUUUGUGGGCUCCCGGAUGUGCUUGCUCCAAAGUGGAAUUACUGUUUUUGAUAUUUUACCUUUGACCUUUCAAAAGAACUACAGCAAUGUCUCAAAAGAAUCAUCUCGGAGUAUCCUGUGCUGUCAUCCAUAGAGUGAAUGGCACAUAUGAUGCAUGACAGUGAUUGUGGUUUUUAACCUCGAAUUCUUGGUGGUGUUCUUUAUCGUGGGCAGUAAAUUGGAUGUGGAACUUUGCAUCCGGGUAGGUAGCUUGCUAGUUCAGACAGGGUGCACCCCCAAACAUUAUCUCACGUGUCUGUGUUCGUUUUCUUUCUGCCACAUUUCUUCUUAAAAUUCUACAGUGCAGAACUGAUAUUGUAGCCUGUGUUUUUUCUACCAAAUGUUCUCUGUAAGUGCAUCUUAUUUUUCAGAGUAUUUAGAUAAGAUGGCAUUUCAGGGACGGUGGGGUAAGGGAGAACAGGUCAGUUGUCUGCAGUUGUUCAGUACGUUCUUGGUUUAAUGCAUUCAUCCUUAAUCUUCAUAUCUGUACGUGGCUUCCUUUCCCGAUUGCAAAGUUUUGGGUUUUUUUGUCCUUCAAGUAGUAGGUGACUGAGUUUGUGUUUCCUGGCUACAUGAGCAUGUGUGAAUCUGCUGGAUUACUGGAAGCCAGGUACAAAUCCACAAAGAGAUGUGAUUAUUGGCCUAGGAAAUGAUUCUUUUGUCACAUUCUUUUCUGAGUGAAAGGGAAGGUCACAUAGGUGUCCAGCCUCCAGAAACUAUCAACAGAGUCUCAUGGAGUUUUCUUUCAUAAAACAGCUAAAAUAGGUCUGUCUGUAUUUAAUCACUGCUUGUGCUUUUUUUUUUUUUUUUUUUUUUUUUUAAAAAAAAGUUUGAAAUCUGCCUCCACCUGUUGAGAUUAGUGUGGAUAUUCAUUCCCUCGCCUUGUUGCCACUUUAGACUCUGUAGAUUUUAUAGCAAUUUUAUGCAGUGUGUCAUCUUACUCUUUAGACUCCAAUGAUCUCCCAUUCUUAGGUUGCAGUCUCAGGGUAGCCUCAAUAUUUGCACUUAAUGAAAUUGGUCCUUGACCAAAUAAUGGUGUGGAGAAAAGGAGCGGAAAGGUGGUGAACGUGAACACAGAGUUCAGCCUGUUUAUGUGAGCCUGUGUUCCAAAUGCUACAUUUUGCUGCUGGCUACAUAGGAAAAAAGAGGGACUAUUAAAUGAAACCAAAGUAUACUUUUUUUUUUUUCCCCCCCCUUCGUGGUGUGUUGGACAAAGAGAGUUAGUAGAAUUUACCUGUGUAUUUCCACUUCUUUGAAGAAAACAGAUUUCUCUAGCUAUUUGUGACUGUAUUUCUGUCUGGAUGUGCUCUCUUCUCAUGUUUUGGCAAGGCCUUUAAGAAUCUCCCUGUUGAAAAAGCCCUUGACAUCUGCCUGCCUUUCUGUACCCUUGUAAAGUGAGAAAAACAUGCAUGAACGAAGGGGCCUGCAGAACCAUCGGUGCUUUAGCUUGUUGUAAGCUUUAAUGUGAUAGAUGUUGACUGAGGCUUGAUACUUGGAGGGAAGGUUCGGUGGCUGCCCAACUCAAGGGUAGAAGGAUUGGGUACGUCCAUGUUUGCACAUGCUUGUGAAUGGAAUGUUCUCUGAAUUUGUGAAACCGACUGCAAUGCACAGACUGGACAGACAUGGUUGGAGGGCUUGGGAGAGGCCUCAUGUGGUGUCCACAGAAUACAUCUUACUGUGAUAUAUCUCUGCAGAGGUGGAGUCGAGGACAAGUUGAACCACUGCACCUGUGAACACCUUCCAAAUGCUGAAAUAGUUGAAGGUGACUUUAGACACAGUUGGCUGAAGUGGGGGAGAAGGAGCGGAGACUGUUCAGCUGGUCAGGAAACAGUGCAGCGGAGGGGGAAACAUCAAGAAAGCUUCCAACAGCUCGUGCUGUUUCUACUCUUGAACUGGGUACAUGGAGCUGUGUGUGUUUAAACGCUUUUAUCUUUGUUGUUACUUCUUACGGCAGCUGCUCUGAGUCAUGUUUGCUGAUCCCACAGCAGGGUUGUUACUGGGUCUGUUGCGAUGCUCGGCUGCUGGUGGAUGCUAUUUGCUCCUGGGAUCCUUUGCCCUGUUUCUCCUCUCCCUGCCCCCAGUUCAUGGUGAGUGUCAUGGAAUGAACAGUGUCAUGGAAUGAACAGUGUCAUGGAAUGAACAGUGUCACUGGUGUCAGACUGACAAACAACUGAAUGUAUUGUGAUACUCACAGAUCUCUGUACACAGCAUGGCUGCUCUGUGCCAUCUUUGCUUGUAGAUACCGGACCAAUUGGCUGCUAAACCUGAAUUAGCACCGCUCCCAUUGCGUGCUUUUUGUUCUCCUGCAUCUUAACGCCUUUUGCUGGUGGUUUAUUUGAAUUCCAGGUUGUUUGGAGGGAAAAAAAACAGGAACUUGUAGUUAUUUAAGAAAUGGAAAUGACCUAAUUCCAACAAAAUGAAGUGAUUGAACCUUUGUAAAUGUUGAAGAAUUCCAUUGCUGUGUAAUGGCUGAACCUGUUAAAUUAUUAAAACACGUGGAAAUGAAGACCGGA
Coturnix japonica (Japanese quail) is the source of this 7237-nucleotide messenger RNA. RefSeq names its product C2CD2 like (gene C2CD2L). Gene Ontology annotation, biological process: positive regulation of insulin secretion involved in cellular response to glucose stimulus. Gene Ontology annotation, cellular component: cytoplasmic side of apical plasma membrane. Gene Ontology annotation, molecular function: phosphatidylinositol binding; phosphatidylinositol transfer activity. The record is from RefSeq and is a predicted model, not a curated record. Lineage: Eukaryota; Metazoa; Chordata; Aves; Galliformes; Phasianidae.